Messenger RNA from Chrysochloris asiatica (Cape golden mole), 867 nucleotides. It is a transcript of the gene NIPSNAP2, whose product is annotated as glioblastoma amplified sequence. The transcript has 10 exons. The coding region runs from base 1 to 867 and encodes 288 amino acids. Gene Ontology annotation, cellular component: mitochondrion. The record is from RefSeq and is a predicted model, not a curated record. NCBI's taxonomy places the organism in Eukaryota, Metazoa, Chordata, Mammalia, Afrosoricida, Chrysochloridae.
AUGGCCGUGCUGUGUGGGCUCACCUGGCAGGGCACGGGUGAUCUAGAGUUCUCCGUGCCCACUGGUUUUGUACACUCUGCCCUGCCACAUGGCGCUCGGGGACUGGCAUCCUCCAGCAUCAGAGCCCGAGAAGACAGCUGGUUAAAGUCCUUAUUCGUCAGAAAAGUUGAUCCAAGAAAAGAUGCUCACUCCAACCUCCUGGCCAAAAAGGAAACGAGCAGCCUGUACAAACUGCAGUUUCACAAUGUUAAACCGGAUUGCCUAGACGCAUACAACAAAAUUUGUCAAGAGGUGUUGCCAAAGAUUCACGAAGAUAAACAUUACCCUUGUACUUUGGUGGGGACUUGGAACACGUGGUAUGGCGAGCAGGAUCAAGCUGUCCAUCUCUGGAGGUAUGAAGGAGGCUACCCAGCCCUCACAGAGGUGAUGAAUAAACUCAGAGAAAAUCAGGAAUUUGUGGAAUUCCGUAAAGCAAGAAGCAACAUGCUCCUCUCUAGGAGGAAUCAGCUGCUAUUGGAGUUCAGUUUCUGGAAUGAGCCUGCCCCUCGGGCAGGACCUAAUAUAUAUGAACUCAGGUCCUACCAACUCCGACCCGGAACCAUGAUUGAAUGGGGCAAUUACUGGGCCCGUGCCAUUCGCUUCCGGCAGGACAAUGGUGAAGCGGUCGGUGGAUUCUUCUCUCAGAUCGGGCAGCUCUAUAUGGUACAUCAUCUCUGGGCUUACAAGGAUCUUCAAACCCGAGAAGAUAUACGAAACGCUGCAUGGCAUAAACAUGGCUGGGAAGAACUGGUCUAUUACACAGUCCCGCUCAUUCAGGAAAUGGAAUCCAGAAUCAUGAUCCCGCAGAAGACCUCGCCCCUCCAGUAA